Aspergillus melleus is the source of this 1083-nucleotide messenger RNA. RefSeq names its product Zn(II)2Cys6 transcription factor domain-containing protein. Lineage: Eukaryota; Fungi; Ascomycota; Eurotiomycetes; Eurotiales; Aspergillaceae. The record is from RefSeq and is a predicted model, not a curated record. The transcript has 3 exons. The coding region runs from base 1 to 1083 and encodes 360 amino acids. Gene Ontology annotation, molecular function: DNA-binding transcription factor activity, RNA polymerase II-specific; zinc ion binding. Gene Ontology annotation, biological process: regulation of DNA-templated transcription.
AUGAUGGAGAGACUACAUCCUCUCGCCCAGAAGCGUGGCCUACCACUCCCACCACCUAGGAGCCUGAAGAAAACAUCAAAGGUCGCAAGGGCGUGCGAGAAAUGUCGGGAGCUGCGAAAACGGUGCGAUGGUUUAAGGCCCUGCGAAAGUUGUCAGGGGCUCAACAUCGAAUGCAAAUACUCCGGCGUUGACGGACGGAAAAAGGAAGAUUGGAAAGCACGAGUCAAAGCCCUCGAGCAACGAAACGCCUAUCUCGAACAAAUCGUUCAGCAACGGGGUUUGCUCCGGCCUGACGGGACGGCAGUCUCUUUCGUUCAGGCUCCGAGCCAGGAGGAUCAAAGUCAAAGUCAACGUGAGGAUCAGACUCCAAGAAACAAUAACAAUGAAGUGGAAUCUGGAAGUUCUUCAUCCCGGACUUACCGGAGUACGCAGCAGAGCACGCAACAGAGCACCCAGCAGAGCACGCCCCCCGACGAUCAAGACUUACAGCGUCUUUUCUACGCUGCCACCGCUUCUCAUCCGUUGGUCGGUCCGUUGGGUAGACAGAUCCAGUACGGGCGGCCUUGGGAGAACAGGCGCGAUCGACUCCCUGACGAGGCGACUACGCGACGCGCGGUUGCGGCGUUCUUCCAGUGUGCGGCGACCUUGUUUUAUGUGACGACAGAGAGAAAGUCGGGCCAGCUACUCGACAAAGUGUUUCACACCAAUGAUGCGACGGCACAGGACGUCUGCGAGGUUGCCGCAUGUGCUGCGAUCGGUUGCCAUUAUAAGAUCGAUGAGAUUUGUGAUGAAGCGCGGGCGGCGUUCUUCUACCUCGCCUCUGCCAGUCUAAAUGAGGCGUUCGAGGCGAGUCAUAUCCAGGGAAUGCGGAUUUUUGUUUUGCUCUGUAUGAGCUGUAUCAUGGAUAAGAGCUCCAAUGCGAGACUGUUGAUAAUGUCUGCGUUGAACCUGGCGAGAGUGGAUAUGGACGCCAGAUUACAGAGCGCUACUUCCGAUGUCAUCAGUGACGACGAAUACCGACGGACAUUGCAAACAUUGAUAUUCCUUGAAGGGUACGCUAACAGGAGUGGUGCCUGCUGCUGA